Caenorhabditis elegans is the source of this 3087-nucleotide messenger RNA. RefSeq names its product Receptor-type guanylate cyclase gcy-13 (gene gcy-13). Lineage: Eukaryota; Metazoa; Nematoda; Chromadorea; Rhabditida; Rhabditidae. Gene Ontology annotation, molecular function: protein kinase activity; phosphorus-oxygen lyase activity; guanylate cyclase activity. Gene Ontology annotation, biological process: intracellular signal transduction; cyclic nucleotide biosynthetic process; cGMP biosynthetic process. The record is from RefSeq and is marked reviewed. The transcript has 18 exons. Gene Ontology annotation, cellular component: membrane; plasma membrane. Bases 1 to 3087 code for a protein of 1028 amino acids.
AUGGCCUCCUCUGUAGGAUGGCAAACUUCUGCAUCAGCUAUUGAAAUUGCAAUGGACAGAAUCAAGUCAGAACAUUUAAUUGAUAAUAUUGGUAUAAAUUUUAUCUAUGUGUUCGAUGACUGUAAUGAAGCGAAAGCCGCUGGAUUGUCUUCAAAACUAUUAAUGGAUGCAAACGUUAGUGCAAUUGUUGGACCAACUUGUAAUGCAGCUGGACUUGCUGUUGUAAAUCUUGCUGGUUAUUAUAACACUCCUGUUUUAACAUGGGGACUCACAAUUUCAUCAAGCUUCAUUGAUACAUCAAAGUAUCCAACUACUGUUACAAUAGUUCCAGUUGCUAAAUCCAUUGCUGCUGCUAUCCACGAAGUAAUGAUCCAGUUUGAAUGGACUGAAUUUGUUUACGUCUUUGUGGAAGACGAGAAAUGUGGAUAUUUUCGAGACGACUUGGAACAAAUCACUUCAGAUUCUAAUUACACGUCUCUCAGCAGAACAAUACAAAUCUAUGAUCAAUCUUAUACUAAUUUAGUAAGGCAAUUGGAAAAGUUGAAAACAGUUUCAAGAAUAUUCACAGUUUGUCUCCCUGAAGCAGGAGAUAUAAAACGAAGAUUCAUGCUGGCGGCUUAUGAUUUGGAUAUGACUACGGAUGAGUAUGUCUACCUUUUUGCCGGACCAAAGUCAACAGCUUACCAACAGACAUCCUCCACCGGAGAUGUCGUUGGCAUUUGGGUCGAUUGGAGUGAAAAUCCGGAUGGUCGAGAUGAGGAAGCUAAGUUAGCAUUUAUGAGGACUAUGGUGAUUGUCGCCACGCCAGUGCAAGGGGAGCAAUAUGCAGCUUUCAAGAAAGAAGUCAUCGAAAGAAUGAAGCUCCCGCCGUACAAUUGUGUUGACGAAUGCAAAGAAAAAGAGUAUCAAGAGGCAGCCGAGUACGCAGAUCAACUUCAUGACACCAUUUACCUUUACGCACUUAUUUUGAACAAAACGAUCGAAGAGCAAGGCAUCGAGCAAAUUGCAAAUGGAAGUAAUAUUGUGACACGUGGCGCUGGAAUUGAGUUUGAAGGAAUGUCGGGAGUUGUAAGAAUGAAUGGAAUUGGUUACCGUCUUCCUAAUAUGAACUUAGCAAAUUUGGAUUCUAAUGCAACACAGCGAACUGUUGCUUAUAUGGAUAUUGAUUCAACUAGUGUUAAUUGGACAUUUGCGAUCAUUGAUCAAGCGCUUAUCUGGGAUGCAUACAAUGGAAAACUGCCACAAACUCGUCCAGAGUGUGGAUAUUCAGGGAAAAGUUGCCCGGUCAACUUUUUCGUUGACUAUCUUUACAUCGUUGUCAUAGUCGCUGUGAUUAUAGUUUUAUGCUGUGCAGCUGCUGCGAUUGCUGCAUUUCUUGUAAUCAAAGCAAGAAGAGAUGAAGAGUUAAGAUUAGAUGAUCAAUGGAUUGUACCGCAUGGAAUGCUUCAAUCAAUAAUAAAAGGUCGUAAAGAAAGUCAUCAUUCAUCAAGAUCUCUUCAAAGUAACUCAACAACUACAACUGGAACAACUGGAAUUUCAUCAAGAUCUGUAUUUUUCCCAGAAACCGAAACACAGGGUUACUUUGUAUACAUGAAUGAACCAGUGUUGGCUAGAAAAUACCAACUUCGUGUUCCAAUAUUCAAACAAGAUCGUUCUGAACUUCGGAUGUUACGAAGUAUUGAACAUGAUAAUGUCAAUAGGUUCAUUGGGUUAUCUAUUGAUGGUCCUGUAUACAUGUCAUUUUGGAGAUAUUGUAGUCGUGGAAGUAUCAAAGAUGUCAUUGCAAAAAGCUCAAUCAACAUGGAUGGUUUCUUCAUUUACUGUCUCAUAAAAGAUAUCGCAAGUGGGCUUCAAUACAUUCAUCACUCUCCAAUAAAACAACACGGAAGUCUAACUUCUGAAUGCUGUUAUAUAAAUGACAGAUGGCAAGUUAAAAUAGGAUCCUAUGGAUUAUCUUUUAUGCAAGGAGUGGAAAAACGGACUGAAGAUGGAUUACUUCACACGGCACCGGAAGUGCUUAGAGAAGGAUUAACAUCUGGAACACAGGCAGGAGAUGUUUACAGUUUUUCGAUCGUCUGCUCAGAGUUGGUUGGUCAUUCAUCAGCAUGGAACUUAGAAAACAGAAAAGAAGAAGCCGAUGAAAUAAUAUUCAUGGUGAAAAGAGGAGGGAGAACACCAUUCCGACCGAGUUUGGACGAUGUCGAUGAUGAUAUAAAUCCUGCGAUGCUUCAUUUGAUUCGUGAUUGUUGGGAUGAAGAUCCGAAGCAACGUCCAAACAUUGAUAUGGUCAACAAACUGAUGAAGAAUAUGAAUUCUGGCAGGUCUGGAAGUGCAAAUUUGAUGGAUCAUGUGUUUUCGGUGCUGGAAAAACAUGCAUCAAGUUUGGAGGAUGAGGUGCAGGAAAGGAUGAAGGAAUUGGUUGAAGAGAAAAAGAAAAGUGAUAUUUUGCUGUACAGGAUGUUGCCACAACAAGUAGCUGAGCGUUUGAAAUUGGGACAGUCUGUGGAGCCCGAAGCAUUUGAAAGCGUUACAAUAUUCUUCUCUGAUGUCGUCGGAUUCACUGUACUUGCCAAUAAAAGUACUCCGUUACAGGUUGUCAACUUGCUCAAUGAUCUUUACACCACUUUUGACGCGAUUAUUGAAAAGAAUGACUCCUACAAGGUAGAAACGAUCGGCGACGCCUAUUUAGUUGUCUCUGGGCUACCUCGCCGAAAUGGUACGGAACAUGUUGCAAAUAUUGCCAAUAUGAGUUUGGAGCUGAUGGACAGCCUUCAAGCCUUCAAAAUCCCACAUUUACCACAAGAAAAAGUUCAAAUCCGAAUUGGAAUGCAUUCUGGAUCUUGUGUAGCAGGUGUUGUUGGAUUGACAAUGCCAAGAUAUUGUCUUUUUGGUGAUACUGUGAACACUGCCAGUCGAAUGGAAAGUAAUGGAAAACCGGGUUUUAUUCAUUUAUCGUCUGAUUGUUAUGACUUAUUGACCUCAUUAUACAAGGAAUACAAUACUGAAAGUAGAGGAGAAGUUAUCAUUAAGGGAAAAGGAGUAAUGCAGACCUACUGGCUUCUUGGAAUGAAAGAAGAAAGUGCAUAA